AAAUUAUACUGUGCAGGUGCAGCAGGCUAGCAGGCUCUUUUAACAACAUAAUGUGUAAUAAUACUCUCGUACGUCUUUUACUCGCUUGAAGUAACAUAAUAGUGCGAAAAAUGGAUUCAAUAUUCAUCCGCACCAAUCAUUCCUCGAGGUCUGAUUGCAAAAGUGAUGAUGAGAAGUAUAGUUACGAUAAAGAGACAAGCAGUAAGUACCCUUUUGUGAGUGCUCUAAGCAUGAGCCGGGGAGAUGGAGACAACAGUUACUCCACCAAUUCUCUUCUUCAGAAAAGAGUUUUAUCAAGGACCAAAACAGUUUUGGUAGAAAACACCAGAGAAAUGCUGACAAACUUGGACUUUCCUAAAUGCAUUAAAGUUGCCGAUUUGGGCUGUUCUUCGGGACAAAACACAUUUUUGGCGAUGUCUGAGAUCGUUAAUACAAUCUAUGCGUUAUGUAAAGAGUGGAACAAAAACCCACCAGAGAUAGAUUGUUGUCUAAACGAUCUUCCUAGUAACGAUUUCAACACAACUUUCAAGUUCAUAACUUCCUUCAACAAGAAGCUCACAAGAGAAGGAUCAUGCUUCAUCUCUGGAGUACCUGGUUCCUUCUACUCGAGGCUAUUUCCUCUCAAGAGUCUCCAUCUCGUACAUUCAAUUUACAGUAUUCAUUUUCUCUCCAAGGUUCCGGAAGGACUAGAGACGAACAAGAUGAGUGUGUACAUAACAAGUUCAAGUCCUCUAAGUGAAUACAAGGCUUACUUGAAUCAAUUCCAAAAAGAUUUUAAGACAUUUCUGAGAAUGCGUUCUGAAGAGAUGGUAUCUAGUGGACGCAUGGUUCUCACGUUAAUCGGCAGAAAUACUCUUGAUGAUCCGUUGUAUAGGGAUUGCUGUCAUUUUUGGACACUGUUAUCCCAGUCUCUCCACGACCUAGUUCUUGAGGGAACUUUGAGUGACUCGAAGGUGAGUUCGUUCAAGAUGCCAUUUUAUGAUCCGAGCAUAGAAGAAGUGACAGAUCUUAUAAGAAAAGAGGGUUCCUUCGAAAUAAACGACUUGGAGACACAUGGAUUUGAUCUCGGUCAUAGUGUCGAAAACUGUAGCAUGCAAUCAUAUGGAGUUAAAGCAGGGCAAAAAGAGGCUAGUUGCAUAAGAGCAGUGACUGAAACGAUGCUCGUUGCUCAUUUUGGAGAUGACAUUAAUAUCGAUACAUUGUUUAAAAAGUAUGCGCUUCGUGUGUCUCAGCAUGCAAGCUGUAAGAUCAAGACGAGUGUCUCUCUAGUCGUUUCAUUGAUCCGGAAAUAACUUUUGCUAUGUAUUGAUGAUUAAUUUGUGUGUGUGUGUCAUAUUCAGUGUCAGAUAUAUACUCAUUGGCUUGUAAUUUAUGUCAUAUAUUGUUUAUUGUUGUUUUAUUUUGUAAAUUUCGAUUUGUGAACGUGCGACCAUGAAAUAGACACGAGACUAAGAAGAGGCUC
This is a messenger RNA of Raphanus sativus (radish), 1462 nucleotides long. RefSeq names its product salicylate/benzoate carboxyl methyltransferase-like. Gene Ontology annotation, molecular function: S-adenosylmethionine-dependent methyltransferase activity. NCBI's taxonomy places the organism in Eukaryota, Viridiplantae, Streptophyta, Magnoliopsida, Brassicales, Brassicaceae. Gene Ontology annotation, biological process: methylation. The record is from RefSeq and is a predicted model, not a curated record. The coding region runs from base 111 to 1292 and encodes 393 amino acids. The transcript has 5 exons.